GACCUGAGCACUAUGAGGUUGAUUUUGACAUUUAAAAAAACAUAUGAUUACUUCCAUAGUGCUUCUGGUUCCAUUAAUCUUGGAGACGGGCUAUGAAGUUCUUCUAGCCUAAGCUUUGAUAUUCCCUCUGAAAAGUGGAAACACCAUGAUUCUGAGUCUUUUGUUUCCAGGACACCCUCCCUCCUAGGAACUAAUUUAGCUUUUUUUUUAAUUAUUAUGAAACAGUAGGAGCAUCACCUACUUAUUAUAUAUAGUUCUCUUCCUUUGGCAAAAAUAAGAGAGACCUUUUGGAAGUAAAUAAAAAUCAUGACUUAAAAUCAUUAUCAGUUCCUUCGGUAGACCAAAAUCAGUUCCGUUGCUGCUAAUCAGAAGGCACCACAGAUAUGGGGAUAUCAUCAGCAAGAACCAAGCCAUCUGGUCCCAAAAGUAGAAAAAAAAAGGAAAGGGAGGAGCCCACCUUCCAUCUAGGAAGUUGAAGAGGGGGAACUGGAGAGUUGGGACUUGGGACUCAGGAGCGGAAUAAGGUUGUAUGCCUAGCCAAGCUCGCUGAGCAGGCCGGCGAUAAGACUAUAUGGUUGAAUUUGUGAAAAAGCUUGCUAGGAUGGAUGUGGAUAUGAGUGCUGAAGAAAGGCAUUUAUUCUCAGUAGGUUUCAAGAACACUAUUGGGGCAAAGAGAGCAUCAUGGAGAAUCAUUUGUUCAUUUGAGCAAAAAUUGACAACUGGUGAUCAGGCUGGUGUGAUGAUAGAUGCCUACAAAAAUAAAGUAGAAGAUGAACUAAGGAAGGUUUGCAAUGAAGUACUGUCAAUCAUCGCUAUUCAUUGCCUUCCCUUGGCCAAUUCGGGUGAAAAUGUCAUGUUCUUUUAUAAGAUGAAAGGGGACUACUAUCGUUACUUGGCUGAAUUUAGCACUGGAACUGAAAAGAAGGCUGCUGCUGAUCAGUCACUUAUGGCGUAUCAGCACGCCAUGGUUGUUGCCUCCAGUGAGCUCUCACCUGCUCACCAAAUCAGACUUGGCCUUGCCCUCAAUUUUUCGGUCUUGUUUUAUGAGAUAAUGAACUCGCAUGAGAGAGCUUGCCAAGUGGCAAAACAAGCAUUUGAUGAGGCUCUUGCUGAGAUUAAUUCUGCUGGUGAGGGGAUUUACAAGGAUAGCACGCUUAUGAUGCAGCUUCUCAAGGAUAACUUAGCAUUGUGGACAUCAGAACUAACUGCAGGGUUGAUUGAGAUGCACGCGGAAUUACUAAGCAGCAAUGCUAGCGAACCCCGUGUCCUUAGUUUUUCUGCAUCAGAAGAAGAGCCUUAUGUAUCUUUUCUCCUGCAGUUUCUCUUCCUCUCUUUUGGCCAUCGUUUGGUCUUGGAGUCAGUUAUCCUACUAAAUGUUUCAGUGUCUGGAGUCUGGACUGGUGACCAUCCACCCAGCUUUGGUGAUAUUUUUGGGAGCUUGGAUUGGUGACCACCCAGCUCGGAUGUCCUGUUGCCUUUUUCUGUGCUUGAGAGGCGUCUUUGUACACUGACGAUGAAUUUUCUCUUAUCAAUGCAUUAAGGUCAAGGACCGUCCCUGUCAUCA
Messenger RNA from Panicum virgatum (switchgrass), 1564 nucleotides. RefSeq names its product putative 14-3-3-like protein GF14-H. Gene Ontology annotation, cellular component: cytoplasm. Lineage: Eukaryota; Viridiplantae; Streptophyta; Magnoliopsida; Poales; Poaceae. The record is from RefSeq and is a predicted model, not a curated record. Bases 572 to 1450 code for a protein of 292 amino acids. The transcript is spliced from 6 exons. Gene Ontology annotation, biological process: signal transduction.